This is a messenger RNA of Vespula pensylvanica (western yellowjacket), 561 nucleotides long. RefSeq lists its product as uncharacterized. Bases 70 to 531 code for a protein of 153 amino acids. Gene Ontology annotation, cellular component: mitochondrial large ribosomal subunit. The transcript is spliced from 3 exons. The record is from RefSeq and is a predicted model, not a curated record. NCBI's taxonomy places the organism in Eukaryota, Metazoa, Arthropoda, Insecta, Hymenoptera, Vespidae.
AACCUAACCGUAUAAAAUAGGAUGGUAUGAUACUUUGUACACGCGAUUGCGUACUACGCUGUUUGCGAAAUGUCGAUUCCUUUUAGUGGAUCACGUUCGCGUUCUGGAGGUUUGAUCAGUGCUAUUGCUAAACAAUUGAAAGAAAUUAAUUUAAAAUUGGUUAAUAAGAUCAUUGUACAAUUCGAUCCCUUUCACAAAAAUAUUACGGAAACGAGAAAGUUUCUUUUCUAUAUAUCAAGUCCAAAGAUUCUAAAAACAAAUCCUUUCUGCGCAUUAAAAACAUUAGUUGUCUGCGAUCGUUCUGAGCCUGUUGUUACAUUUGAUCUCUUAUCAGGUAACAAAGUAAUAUUCAAGUGUGGAAACUUAUCUACUCUCGAUAUCUUACAAUAUUGCAAUAAGCACGUCAGUUCUUUAGUUCCAACGCCUGAAAAGAGUCCUAAAGAACUUUUGUUUGAGAAGAAAGAAAAGAAGAAAAAGAAGAAAAAGUUAAGACAAAAACCAUUUAGCAAAAGAAGGCAUGUAAUUUUGUAAUUUGGCAGAGAUAGAGAAACUUUGCAGAGA